This is a messenger RNA of Aspergillus ibericus CBS 121593, 548 nucleotides long. RefSeq lists its product as uncharacterized. The record is from RefSeq and is a predicted model, not a curated record. Lineage: Eukaryota; Fungi; Ascomycota; Eurotiomycetes; Eurotiales; Aspergillaceae. Bases 222 to 500 code for a protein of 92 amino acids. The transcript has a single exon.
CAGAACGGCGGACCCUGUGCCCUAUAACCUAAGCCCUAAGUGCCGGGUUAGAUCCGGACUAGUCCGGGGCAAGUGUCGACGUCAUUCUUCACGGCAAGAAAAUACAGGCCAACUACGGAGUAUUCCGUAGAAAGUGAGACACUAGCCACUAGACACUAGCAUGACUGGAGCGGAUCCGUGGGCGAUGUGGGCCAUGGUAUCAUCUAUCGUCCGAGACGUAAAUGAUUUUGGGUGAGUGGAUUCUGUACAGGGUGUAUACUAGUGGCAAACAGCCGGAGAGUGCAAGCCGCGAAAAAAAAAAAAAAAAUCAAAAAAAAAGCAAGGAAGAAAGAGAAGUCGAGGACACAAAAAGCAAUGAAAGUAAAGAAACAACACCAGCCGUAAGGAUAUCGAUCGCUCCCCGCCAUCAAACUAUGCAGAAACAACAUCAACUCCAUGUCCGUGUAUGUGUGUUAUAUGUACUGGUACAAACACAUCGGGUUCCCACAACCUCCAGAUAAGCCCUAGCUCGCACCAUCCAAGCCCAGAAAUAUAUGCAAGCCAUCUAA